This is a messenger RNA of Colletotrichum gloeosporioides, 1110 nucleotides long. RefSeq lists its product as uncharacterized. The transcript has 4 exons. Bases 1 to 1110 code for a protein of 369 amino acids. The record is from RefSeq and is a predicted model, not a curated record. NCBI's taxonomy places the organism in Eukaryota, Fungi, Ascomycota, Sordariomycetes, Glomerellales, Glomerellaceae. Gene Ontology annotation, molecular function: FAD binding.
AUGCAUCCCACCUUGCUCCUUGUCUAUUUGUCAGGAGCGGCAACUGCCACUUCCAUUCUCAGCUCGGGCAACAAUUCCAUCAAUUAUUUUGAAUCGCUUCCCAGCUUGAGCAUCGGGGCAGAUUGUGCUUGCAACAAGUUAUCAGCGCAGUUCGGGAACCUCCUCUUGGGCAGCAAUUCGACCGGCUACACCACCCAAGCUGAAGACUUCUACGACAUCCGUGCAGUACUUGAGCCGAGAUGCAUCUUCAUGCCAACAGACGCAGAUCAGAUCGCCUCAGGAGUCUCCAUCCUCGCAUCCUGCGGCGCGCAAUUUGCCAUCCGAGCGGGAGGUCACAUGAACUCCCCAGGAUCCAAUGACAUCGACGGCGGUGUUUUGCUUGCUCUCAACAGCUUGACUGAUAUUGAGAUAAGUCCCGAUAAUUCGACCGUUAGCGUUAGCCCAGGUAACCGCUGGGUUGAUGUAUACGAAGCCCUUGCGCCAUACAGACUUUACAGUAUUGGAGGUCGCAUGAAGACGAUAGGAGUUUCCGGACUUUCACUCAUCGGGGGUUUCCAUUAUCUGACCAACAAGUAUGGCUUCGCGAUGGACAACGUUUUCGGCCAUAAGACUAUGAAGGCCGACGCAGACCAGCUCUACCGUAUUUACGAGGUCUGGAAAGCGGCUGUUGAGGACAUCAGUGACGUUGAGGGUCUCAUCCCCACUCUUGUUCUGAACACGAUGGCGCCAAGCGCUAUGAGCGUAGCCAAGAACAAUGGCAUCGGCAAUGUUUGGGGCUUGGAUGAUGACGAGGCCUUGAUAAGUGAGUCAGGAAAAAAGCUGCUUGAUCGAACCUCGCUAAUCUCAUGCGACGCAGUUUGGCAAACAUCCACCGCGUGGGACAAGGAGGAGAGUGACCUACGCGUCACGAACUUUGCCCGUGGAGUACUGGACGAUAUGCAUGCGGAGAACCAGGCGAAGGGCCUUGCGUCGGAAUCAUAUACAUGGAAUCCAUUUCUUGGAUUCCCAGCGAGGAACGUUGACAGGAUGAGGACGGUGAGAGCGGCUUAUGAUCCUUUGGAUGUCUUCACCAGACAGAACUGGGGCGGCUUCAAGCUUCCCAGACCAUGA